CUUUUAUAUGACGUUACGAUCAUCCAUUAAACUUUAUUAUUCGCGAUGCAAACAGUUUUUACGCGUUAAAUCCGGUGUGCUUUGCCAAAAUGAUCACCUGAACAGACUGCUGCUUUAAAGAAAGUUUAAAAAUGCACCAACGAGCAUUUUUGGGCGGAGGAUGGGCACGUGGAGGUGCCUCAGAAGUGGUACGGCGAGCCCAUCCAGCUUCUGGAGCCCAAUGGAACGUGCAAGUUGUAAAAGGAAAAGUUAACGGAAAAUGUUUGUGGAACGCCUGCAAAGCCCUCAGCCUUGGACUUCUAUUAAUGGUUUUGGGAGCUGCCAUGGCUACAAUAGGAUACUACGCCGACGAUUUAUCAAUAGCCCAAGAAAUAAGAGGAAAUCACACAGUUAAAGUAAAAAACGAAUCACGUGGCUUCCAUUUAAACAAUCUUUCAUAUGCUGGACCAAUAGUAAUGGGAGUAGGAGGCUUCAUAGUAGUUGCUGCUUGUGUCAUGACGUUUGAGGCACGCGACUCAGCUGCCAAAGUGGUUCCUGCCCGUUUCAAACUGAGCACGACCGGUCCCCCCCACCACGCACCCGACGUAUGUACGCGCGGCGUCGGCUCGUUCAGCGCGCACAACUCUCUGCGCACUUCCGGCUCUCAGACCGCGGGCGUGGGCACCGCUCAUCCUCAUCCCCACCCGCACGGACACGGGCACUGCCCGCGCACCUCCGAUAGACGCGCUUUGACUCAGUCGUUCAUGCAGUUCAGCAGAGGACUGACCGCCAAUCAGACGCAAGCGAAUAAUAUGCUUAAAGUACCGCCACAGAACUCCAUAAAUAAGAGUCCCUCAGCGCCGGAUCUAGUUACUGAGUAUGCGCGGGCUGCCAAUGACCAGUCACCCACUUCCGCUCGACGUAUGACGACAGCCAAUAAACAACAGAUUGGUGGAAAAUCCAGAAGAACUCUUGCCGCAUGCGCACUUCUUAACCCUGGCAUGCUGCACAGACAUGCUGUCAGUGUGGAUGAGGCUGCUUCAGCAGGCUACAGGUUAAGUCAUGAAUCCCUUCAUGGCGCGAGUAGCCAAGGCUCGAUGGCGAUGGACCUUCACCUAGAAUGCCCAGUAACCUUACGGAUUAAGGACAAAAGGCGAAAUCCCUUGAAACGACAACGAAAAGUAGAAGAAGACGAAAAAAACGCGGCGGCUAUGGCAGCUGCAGCUGGCUUGGGAAGCGGCGAAGAUUCGAGAAGAAAUUCUCAUUCUUGCUCGCCGAGGAUACAUCAGUUCAAAGAGGAGACUAACACGGGGGGCGGGUCUGCGCAACAGCUACCAACGCAAGGGUUUUUUGUCGCGUCGUCCAACCGGAGAAACUCGAACACUUCCGAUUGUACGCAUCGUUCGCGCACGAAGAGAAGAGACUGCCCGCAUUCGAGAGGACGAUUGGAAAGGGCAAUCAGUUCUGACUCACGUUUGGUGGGAAACAGAUGUCAUCACCAUCAAAAACAUUCAACAGAAAAAGAACCGGUAGCUGGAGGUUGCAGCUCUGAUACUGACAUAAGAAAAUCGCAUCAUGCAAUUGUACAUUUUAGUCCAGAUACAUCGCGUCAUUAAAAAUACUACGAAGCAAAAUACGUAUCCUGGGUGUCCAGACUUUAGUAAUGUAAAAAAUUAAGACUAAUGUGAAGCAAUCAACCCUUAAGGGACUGUUUUUAAAUAAGCCAAAAAUUAAAUGUGAUGAGUGUUAAUAUUUAUAUAGAACUAUAUUUAUAUGUAUGUAACCUAUCACUUUGUAGACAAAAAUAUGAAUGUAAUUGUUAAUAAAG
Messenger RNA from Brassicogethes aeneus, 1807 nucleotides. The record is from the annotation of a GenBank genome assembly. NCBI's taxonomy places the organism in Eukaryota, Metazoa, Arthropoda, Insecta, Coleoptera, Nitidulidae.